CGCAACAUCUUUUUUUCUAGGAACAGUUAGCAGAAGGAGCGGCUAAUAGCGGCUAAACGCAGCCGUUAACUUCCACACAUUAAUGUCCUCCAUUAUGAAUUAAGCGACUUAAAUCACUUUAAAACACACGUUUUAGCUGUUUGACGUUUUAUUUGUCGCUCGGCUUUCUCAGUCACAGCGUGACGCGGUCAUAAAAUGCCCACAGAAGUGAAGCAGAGGAAGAAAACGCAGAAACAAAGCGACGAAGCUUCUGAAACUUCAGCUGCUAAAGACGCUAAAGAUGCUAAAGACGCUAAAGAUGCUAAAGAUGCAGAGAGGAAGAUGAAGAUGGUGAAGAUGGAGAAGAUGGAGGUCGGAGCAAAUAAACCCAACUCUGGCCUGGACGUGAGGAGUGUCUUGUGUUUCGUGUCGCUGGCAGUCUGUGGAGCUCUGACCUGGAUGGUGCUGCAACAGAAUGAGAGGUUUUCACAAAUGGAGGAAAAGUUCAAAUCUGUUGACGGGAAAACUUCCAGCAUGUUCGACGUGGAGGAAGAAGUUGUGAGGGUUUCUAAAAAGCUCGCCGCGUCUGAGGACGACCUGCAGGAGGCGCUCUCCACCGCCUCCUUGGCAACGCGACUUCAGCAGGACGUCUCCGUCCUCCACGCCGCCGUGAUGGACAUGCAGGCUGACGAAAACUCCGCCUCCCGCGACCUGCAGACGGUCAACGCUCGCUUCCUCAACGUGACGGACGCGUGGCAGGAGGGGCUGUCGGCCAUCGCCGCAGACCUGGCCGCCCUCAAGGCGGAGUCACGGGACGCCCACGCCGGAGCCACGGAGCGGGUGAACGAGGCGGAGCGGAGGGCCCGGGCGCUGCAGGAGAAGUUGGAGGAGCUGGAGGACAGCACCAAGAGGAACGCCCGAGCUCUGGAGCGCACGGAGGAGGACGACACCAAGCGGGCGCAGGAGCAGCUCGACUGGAACACGGAGCAGAUCCACAGGCUGCAGCAGCAGAUCAGCGGCCUGAUGAAGAGCGAGGCCGAACUCCGCUCUCAGCUGCUCGAGCACCUCCCCAGAGCGCAGGAGUGCGAGGAGCACCUGCCGCAGGUGGAGGAGGCGGUGCGCUCCAUCCUGAGGCUGGGAGGAGAUCUGAGCGCGGCGGAGAAGAGGCUGGAGGAGGUGACGCUACAGGUGUUUGGCACUGAGGACAGCAUGCUGAAAGCUCUGAACCAGAUCCUGGCUCUCAGGCAGGAGCUGGACACGCUGCAGGCCCACAACAGCAUCCUGAAGAUGAAGAACGAGUUAUCUGUGGUUAAAGAGGCCGUCCGCGAACUCACCAUGGUGCUGAGGGAAAACCGGGCCGAGAUCCAGAGCCAGGACACUCUGGGAGAGGAAGAAGAAGAAGAAGACGAGGAGGAGGAGGAGGAGGAGCAGCAGGAGCAGGAGGAGCAGGAGGAGGAGUGGAUGUGGGAAAAUGAAGACCAACCUUCACUAUGACAUCACUGGAGGAUGUGGUUGUUUUUAUUUACCCAGAGAAAAAGACUGCACUGAACACACGAGCACAAGAAGCUUCUGUUUAAAAGACUUUAUUUUUAAAUGUUUCAGUUUCUGCUGAUUCUGACAUUUGAUGAUGUUAUUGUUCUUUUAUUAUUGUUAUUUCAACUUAUUUAUGUCAUUUUAACAAUAUUUUAAUGGACUGAAUUAUUAAUCAGUGACUUAAGGAAAUAAACGAUCAUGAAAACAGGCCACUUUAUUAGGUACACGUGACAUCAUGUGACAUCAUCUGCUUUAAGGUUAAUUUAAUUCACCUUUUGUCUUUCUUGUGACACUCAGUUUGAACAGCUGUCCUGUGAUUGGCUGAACAGAUGUGGUGUACCUAAUAAAGUGGCUGUUGACUGUCUUGAAUGUUCUGCCUUUAUUUGCAUCUAGAAAUGUGAUCCAUUUAAAAACAUUAUCUGGACAGAAUGUCAGCGUUACACAUGCUUCUGUUACGUUCUGCAGGAUUUUAGUGUCACGUGUAAAACGAGACGAUGCUUUUGUGACUUUGUUAAACUGAAUAAAGUGUGUACACAUGA
Messenger RNA from Solea solea (common sole), 2051 nucleotides. RefSeq names its product IKBKB interacting protein (gene ikbip). Bases 196 to 1473 code for a protein of 425 amino acids. NCBI's taxonomy places the organism in Eukaryota, Metazoa, Chordata, Actinopteri, Pleuronectiformes, Soleidae. The transcript has 3 exons. The record is from RefSeq and is a predicted model, not a curated record.